Labrus mixtus (cuckoo wrasse) is the source of this 1957-nucleotide messenger RNA. RefSeq lists its product as uncharacterized. The transcript has 12 exons. The record is from RefSeq and is a predicted model, not a curated record. The coding region runs from base 316 to 1812 and encodes 498 amino acids. Gene Ontology annotation, molecular function: phosphatase binding. Lineage: Eukaryota; Metazoa; Chordata; Actinopteri; Labriformes; Labridae. Gene Ontology annotation, biological process: negative regulation of phosphatase activity.
UGGGAUUUCUGAAACUCCACAAGUAAUGUGUCAUUUUGUGUUUGUGUUUUUUUUCUAAACAACUCUCAUUGAUCGUUAUUAUGUCUCUAAGUACAGAACUGAUGUUAAAACGUUGUCAUGUGUGUGUUUUGAGCUGUUAAGAGAGACCUUUGUUCACAAGAAACCCAAGGAGAAGCCAGAAAUGCCGAUAGUAUUUGAAGGCGACACGUAAAAUUGCGUCGAGGCACUCUGCUUUUUUUCCAUUGGCUGUUGCCUGGAUACCGAGGCACUGAGAAAUGAGCACGAGCUGAAGUGUGGGAAGUUUUGUCUACAGUAAUGCCGAAACAUCCCGAAGAGACACGAAACGUGAGUGUGUCUCCUCCGGGCUGCUGGAUGUGGAGUGAUGAAGCACAAACAGUGGAGUUUAUCAGUUCUUGCCCAGCAGAGGAAGCUGUUCCGAGAGAAAGGAAGCAAACAAAUUCCCCUUUCAGAGAGCUUCAGCUGCGGUCAGAGUGGUUGGCUGGUAUCUCUACAUUGACCCACAGAGGGCGCCAAAGCUCCAGAAAGACCCUGAGCCCUGAACAUCUUAAUGCCUACAGGUCCUCAGUGAUGAAGAGGCAAGGGGACCACGUCACCAUUGAUGAUGUAAAACAGGUGGCCGUCAGUUUGCUGCAGGAGAAUUAUUCCCUUCCAAUCCCUCUCUGCUUCUUGGCUCUGUUGAAGAGGAAAGAGCUGGAUGAUGUCCUGACUGCACUUCUCCUCUACCUGUCAUGUUUCUUUGAGCACAGCUCGCUGGAGAAUAAAUCAGAGCUCCUAUUAGUUGACAUCAUCAAAGAGCGCCAGGUGACGGCUGCGUCUUUGGCCAAAAAGGCGAUGGCCCAGAAGCAGCUGGCCGUCUGCUACUUCAGCCUGCUCAUGGACCUGGAGAUAGAGCAGCAUCAGCGCACCUCAUAUCGCAACAGCCAGACGUCUUCAAACAGGAAAGAAUGGCUCCUUCAUGCGUGUUUGUACAGCUUCUUCUGUUACGUGGCCUGGGUCACAUUCAGCAGAAAGGACCUGAAGGACAUCCAAGAAGAGGUGGGGCGUCUUUUCUACUCCGACACCUUGAACACGUCAGUGAGGAACGGGGCACAUGGGGACCCAGAGGUGACCUCCUCUUCUGUCGAUGGUUCAGUGAAGACGGGAGAGGCUGACCCCGAGGAGACGGGAUCUAAUCGGCCAUUCAAGCGCCGGCAUGUUAAAGAGAGCUGCGUCCGACUGGAGGGAGUGUCUGACAGCCGGUUUUAUGUUGCCGCUCUGUGUCUGACAUCAGAUUGGCAGUUGUGUAAGCUGUCAGAGGCCCGGCGCUCUUUCCCUGCUGUCAGGUUUGAGAGCAAACGAUCAGAGCCGGGCUCCAAGCUGGCUCUCCUCCUGAGGGCGGAUUCCUUCUUCACCUGGUCUCAAGCCUUUAACACAGGAGAGACAAUAAGUCACCAGAUGUUUUCUUCCACAUUUAAUAUACAAAAAGUUUGUUUACAUUUUACAUUUUUGUUUUUUUGCUCUCUCCCUAGAUCAUCUCAGAGACGCCCGCCCCUCAGCUCGAUAGCUAAUCAGCGAUCUCCACUGAUGGUGUGUUUGCUGCCCUCGCCCAAAGACCUGUCACCUCACCUGUUCCUCGGCGGUCGUGCCAGGAGGCGGAGCCCGCUGCCGGCCGAUCACUGUGACACCGCAGCUCUGACUGAGGAGCUCAACCAGCAGCUGGCUGAUGUCAGCCUCGGGAUUCUUGGGAAGCCGUUGUGCCAGUUGAGCGGCAGCGAUCUGAUUCCCCUCGGAGAAACGCAAAAGCAGCAGUGAUGAGGAAGGAGACCGAGAACCGGGGAGAAACAUUCAUAACAACAGUGAGGAGCACCGUGGCUGGUGGCGGGUCGUCCUCCACGGGACCCCCCCCCCCCCCGAGUCGUCAGGCUCUGACAUACAUGACAUCACCACCCGCGUGGAA